ACCAGGUGCAGCGUCGGUGGACAGGUAACUUCCUCUCCGGAUAUGCGCGUUGCCUCGCACGUAGCCAUGAUACAUCAGACUAUACCGAGUAGGCGCACAGGGAGGAUGAGUUAUUCAAAGGGAUCGGGAACUAAGUAGCUCUCAGUCAUAUGCUUGGUAUCGGAUUUGCUCCGGCACCCCGUCGUACCUGCAUCCGUGAGCUGACCCCGCAGGCACAUGGCAAAGUCCAAACACCAACCCAAGUCACGUUCACGCUCAUGACACUCCACAAUGUCCAUGGACCACAGUCGGGACCCUUGCCCUUGGGUUGCGCUUAGUGACUUUGGCGGAGCGUUCUGCAUGGGGGCCAUCGGAGGGGCAGUUUGGCAUGGCAUAAAGGGGUUCCGCAAUUCUCCGUAUGGCGAGCGACGCGUUGCUGCCGUUGUCGCCCUGAAAACGCGAGCCCCAGUCCUAGGCGGUAACUUUGGAGUAUGGGGUGGCCUCUUUAGCAGCUUCGAUUGCGCUGUGAAAGGCAUCAGGAAGAAGGAAGACCCGUGGAAUGCCAUCAUCGGAGGUUUCUUCACUGGAGGCGCGCUGGCGGUUCGAGGUGGGGCCAAAGCCAUGCGCAACAAUGCUAUCGGUUGUGCCGUCCUCUUGGCCGUCAUCGAAGGCGUUGGCAUCGCAUUCAGUAGGAUGCUGGCUGAGAACACCCGGCUCGAAGCACCACCACCAUCGUCUACCUAAGGAACAGUCGUCGCUGCGAACCAGAACAUCUGGCACACCCUUUCGGCGUCGCACAUCGGCGUCGCAAUCACUUUAGCUUGUC
Molecule: messenger RNA, 805 nt
Organism: Alternaria rosae
Lineage: Eukaryota; Fungi; Ascomycota; Dothideomycetes; Pleosporales; Pleosporaceae
Product: putative mitochondrial inner membrane translocase subunit
Exons: 4
Coding region: 271-723 (150 amino acids)
Biological process (GO): protein import into mitochondrial matrix
Cellular component (GO): mitochondrial inner membrane; TIM23 mitochondrial import inner membrane translocase complex
Molecular function (GO): transmembrane protein transporter activity
Source: RefSeq, a predicted model, not a curated record